Messenger RNA from Coffea arabica (coffee), 3510 nucleotides. NCBI's taxonomy places the organism in Eukaryota, Viridiplantae, Streptophyta, Magnoliopsida, Gentianales, Rubiaceae. The record is from RefSeq and is a predicted model, not a curated record.
AUGGGCCGAAAACGCAAGUAUAUCUGUGAAGAAUAUCGUAUACAAGCUAAUGAGCGCCGGCGAGAAAGAUAUGCUAAGAAAGCAGCAGAGAAACAAAAGCACAUACAAGAGCGUAGUGAACAUCAAAACAAAGACAGCUGCAACACAGAUGUUAUGCCUGCUUCUUCAACAUAUCAUACACUUGUUGAUGUGCCUGUUGACAAUCAUGUAUCACUUUCAGCUUUGUUGAAAGCUAAGUGUAUGUGCUUUGAAAUGCCUAUCGUUGAACUUUCUGAUAAGCCAAUCAUGCAUUCGAGCUCCACAAAUGAUGCUAUUCAUCAAACUGUUACAGCAAUUGACCAUGUGCUUUUUGAUAACACCAUUUCUUCCACUACUUUUGAAACAAAUACUCUGAGCCAUUGUUUACCUCUGCUACCAACUGUUCUAUAUGAAGACUCCUCGUCCACCAGCAAUCCACAACAUUCAACUGUUAGAAGGACCUGCAUUUCAUAUGGUAUAGGUGUGCAUCACAGAAGAAGGAAUAUACCAUUAUUGGAGCGAAUACCAUUUGAGCCAAGUGUUUUGCCAGAAGUUCCAGAUUGUAUGUUUUGUUGUGCUCAACGAUUUUAUUUGGAACCACCGAGAUUCUGUUGUUCAGCAGGUGAAAUUCGUUUAGUACAAACUGAAAUGCCAGAAAAAUUGGUUCACCUUUAUAAGGCCAAUACUCCUGAAGCUAGAGAAUUUCGAUUGUGCAUCCGAAGUUACAAUAAUAUGUUUGCCUUCACAUCCUUGGGGGUUCAUUAUGACAAAGAUUUAAGUAGAAGGAAUAAUAGUAUAUACACAUUUAGAGUGCAAGGCCAGGUUUAUCACUUCAUCAACCCAUUGGUUCCUUCUGAGGGUGAAAGAGCAACAAAUCUGCAGUUAUAUUUCUAUGAUACAGAGCAUGGGAUAGCAAAUCGGAUGGCAAUUUCUAGCAAGUUCAAAGAAUGCAUUGUGGAACAGCUUAAGGAUAUUCUACAUGAUAAUCCUUACUCCACUUUCAUAAGAAGUUUGGUGGACCUUCAUGAUGCUGAACACUAUAAGAUUUCCCUCAAAUCAGAUCCAAGUAUGGAUCAAAGAGUCUACAAUCUUCCUACAGUAUCUCAAGUAGCAGCAAUAUGGAAUGAAAAUGAUCAUAACACUGGUGACGGCAUUAGAGAUAUCCAGAUCUUCACAAAAGCAGGGAAUAAGCGUAUACUAAAACAGUACUAUGGAUGCUAUGAUACACUUCAAUAUCCUCUUAUAUUUGCAAGAGGUGAGACCGGAUGGCACAAGGGCAUACUACGAAUACCAAAAUCAGAUAUUCUUAACCAGUCAUCCGGAACAUGUCAGAAGGAAAAUAUUGUCUUAGUGCAGAAUUGCUCACACGUAGAUGAAGUUAUAUCUGCUGAAGAAAAAGCAACAAAAAAAAGGAAGACUAAGAGACCAACGGUCUCUUGCCGUGAAUACUAUGCAUACAAAUUCCAAAUAAGGGACGAUGACAAAUCAAAUAUGUUACACAUAGGAAGACUGCUGCAACAGUAUUCAGUGGAAACAUAUAUUAAACUAGAGACAUCACAAUUGGAAUUUCACAAGCAUAGGCAGCAACACUUGAGAACUGAAGUUUAUAAAGGACUGAUGGAUACUAUGAUAGGUGGUGAAACUUCUGCAUCAAACAUUGGAAAGCGAAUUAUUCUUCCAGUAAGUCUUAUAGGAGGUCCGAGAGAUAUGCGUCGAAGAUACAUGGAUGCUAUGUCGCUUGUUCAACGGUAUGGAAAACCUGAUAUCUUCCUUACAAUGACGUGCAAUCCAUCUUGGCCAGAGAUUAAAAAACAUUUAGCACAUGAAGAUGAAAUCCAAAAUAGACCAGAUUUGGUUAGUCGAGUAUUUCGAGCAAAAAUUGAGCAAUUAAAGGAUGAUUUAUUCAAGAAGAAUCUCUUUGGUGAAGUUGCAGCUUAUACUUAUGUGAUUGAAUUCCAGAAACGAGCAUUACCACAUGCUCAUUUUCUAAUUAUUCUCAAACAAAGAUCGAAGAUGUUUUCGCUUGAAGCAUAUGAUAGAAUUGUUUCUGCAGAGCUAUCAGAUCCAAAAGAGUCACCUUAUUUAUAUUCAUUGGUGCUAAAACAUAUGGUUCAUGAACCAUGUGGUGUGCUAAAUCCCAGUAGCCUAUGUAUGCGUCAGAAUGGCAAGUACAGAAAUAAUUAUCCAAAAGAUUUUUCUACAUACACUAAACAUGGAAGAAACUCUUAUCCUGUUUACAGAAGACGUAAUUAUGGAAGAAGUGUUGUUAUCAGAAAUCACACACUUGAUAAUCGAUGGAUUGUUCCAUAUAAUGCAUAUCUGCUUGCAAAAUUUGAUUGCCACAUUAAUGUAGAGAUAUGCUCUGGUAUUGAAGCAGUGAAGUAUAUUUACAAAGGACACGACAAGGUUAUGUAUCAGAUCACUUCUCAACAAACACAAAAUAUCAUUGAUGAGAUUCAGAAUUUUCAAUCUGCUAGAUGGAUUUGUGCUCCUGAAGCCAUGUGGAGGAUAUUUGCAUUCAAUUUAACCAGUAUUCAUCCAUCAGUAAUGACAAUGCACUUGCAUUUAGAAAAUCGUCAGUCUAUAUCAUUUGCUGAAAAUCAAACAUUGGAAGAUGUCCUGCUAGUGAGAGAAAUUCAAGAACAAUGUGAUCGAAUAUGGAUGGAUAGAAAAUGUGGAGAAGUCAUUGGCCGUGUUAACACAGCGCACCUCAUUGAAGGAGAAAGAUACUACCGCAGAAUGUUACUUAUGCAUGUAAGAAAACCAAUCUCCUUUGAUGACUUAAAAUCUGUUGAUGAUUAUAUAGCAUCUUCAUACAAAGAGGCAGCAGAAGCUCAUGGACUGCUUCAAGUGAACAAUGGUUUUGAUCUGAGGCACUUAUGCAGACCGAUGAUAUUCACAAUGUGGGAACCUUAUGUUUACUAUGAAGGUGUUGAGCUCAUAAACACAAUCCACACCCAACCAGCAAUUCUGAUUAUACGACCAAGAAUCACCACGUAUCAUGGAAUUGACAUUAGCACUAGACCGAAUAGCACAAUUGUUCUGGAUCCGCCAUUACAUCAGACUGCUGCGCUCAAAACAUGGACUGAAGAAAACAUUUCUUACAUUCACAGAGUCAUCAAUGAGAGGCUGUAUGAAAGAAAUAAACAAAAAAGAGCAGUGCCAGCUAGCACUGAAAUCCGGCUGAUUGCACAAAUCCUUGCAUCAUCAAAUCUGUGGAAUCUGAUAACGCUUAACGCGAUUAGAAAAACACGGGAUUUUUGGCAAAGGUGGGUGGAAGGUGUUGACUAUCGAGCCUCCAGGUACAAAUUGGCAAACCCAUCAAAUAACAGCAGCAUUUUGGAUCCAGUGGUCGAAAACAACUAUCAACUCUUUAUGGUAGAGAGACUAAUCAUGAUGGAAGACGACAACGAUCUGAGCCUCACAGAUGAUCCAAAAAAGAGUACAAGGACAUGGCAGAUACCUGUUUAUACACUGGACACAAGAGAUUAA